GCUGCUCUGAGUGUGGGAAAAGAUUUGGCCAAAACGGAAAUCUGAAGAGACACAUGAGAACUCACACAGGAGAGAAACCUUUUAGCUGCUCUGAGUGUGGUAGAGCUUUCUCUGAUAGUGGAAACCUGAAGAAACACAUGAGUACUCACACAGGCGAAAAACCUUUUAGCUGUUUAGUUUGUAAGAAAACAUUUUUAAUGUCUAGAAAUUUACGGUUACACAUGAGAAUCCACACAGGAGAAAACCUUUUCAGCUGCAGUGUUUGUUAUAAAUCUUUUAUACAGAGAGGAAUUUUACAGACACACAUGAGAACUCACACAGGAGAGAAGCCUUUUAGCUGCUCAGUUUGUAAUAAAUCUUUUACACAGAGAGGAAUUUUACGGUCACACAUGAAAACUCAUACAGGAGAGAAACCUUUCAGCUGCUCAGUCUGUAACAAAUCUUUUGCACGUAGUGGAAUUUUACAGAAACACAUGAGAAUCCACACAGGAGAAAAACCUUUCAGCUGCUCUGAGUGUGGUAGAGCUUUCACUGAAAGUGGAGCCCUGAAGAAACACACAAGAAUCCACACAGGAGAAAAACCUUUCAGCUGCUCAGUUUGUAAGAAAUCCUUUACACACAGUGGAAGUUUACGAUCACACAUGACAGGCCACACAGGAGAGAAAAAAUUCAGCUGCAGUGUUUGUAACAAAAGAUUUGCCUGGCGUUCUGAUGUCAAAACACAUAAAUGUGUUGGGCAGAUGGAAAUAGAAGCUGAUGGAGAGGAGUGUGGAGGACCAGAACCAGCCAGGAACUCACAUCCACUUUUACAACCAGAGACUGAAGACCAGACUGGACACUCUUCUGACCCUGAGGCUGGUUUGUGCCUUUAAGUCCAAGCAAAACUUCUCAAGUAUCAUACACAAGACUUUAUGUAUCAACAUCUAGAUAGAAGACAUUAUAUUGUGUGGUAGGAAAAAGUACACUCUUAUUUUAAAUAUUUUAUUAGAUAUUGUUUUGUCUUGUAAUGUCUGUCAUAUAAUCAAUUAUAAUCAAGAAAUCAGACAAAUGUAACCACCAACGUUGCAUUCCAGGCAGCGCGGCAAUGGUUAUGUUUAGGGUUAGGGUUAGCUGCCUGGAAGGCGACGUUGGCGGCAAAAAACACCAUCAAGCCACAAUCGUUUGCUUAUU
Perca fluviatilis (European perch) is the source of this 1170-nucleotide messenger RNA. Its product is annotated as gastrula zinc finger protein XlCGF17.1-like. The coding region runs from base 54 to 872 and encodes 272 amino acids. The transcript has a single exon. The record is from RefSeq and is a predicted model, not a curated record. Gene Ontology annotation, biological process: central nervous system development; regulation of transcription by RNA polymerase II. NCBI's taxonomy places the organism in Eukaryota, Metazoa, Chordata, Actinopteri, Perciformes, Percidae. Gene Ontology annotation, cellular component: nucleus. Gene Ontology annotation, molecular function: DNA-binding transcription factor activity, RNA polymerase II-specific; RNA polymerase II cis-regulatory region sequence-specific DNA binding.